AUGGAUCCACUCGUAUCACCGGCUCUAUUGCCUUCUAAUUUCUACUACGCGUACAAAUAUUUCGAAUGGCGAGAUCAUUUAGAACAGCACUUGAUGAAGGCAAAUAAAUCAAAUUACGAGACCAGUCCAAAUCAUUUGGUUCAUGGUUGGGAUACUGUGGACGGAUCAUCUGCGCCGCCGACCAUCAUUUUGAAUGUUUUGGAAAACCAGACAAGGUCGACCAAACUAUCGGGAAUCGCGUCCACAAGCCCACCACAAAAUACCCCUCUUAUGCCAGUUCCCAUGCACUAUUCAGUAUCAAAUCCAUCCUCAGAUAUGGGAUUGUUGGCAGACGGUGGCGCGACACAUCGCUCUCCUACAAUGACUAUCAACAAUACGAUGGACAGUAGUAGCUGUCUUCCCACCGGAGAAACAAUUAUCAGUCCGAGCACACGCAACGAGAGUUUAGACUCCACUCACCAAAAUGAACCGAUACCACUGGAAUUCUCCUCUCCAGCACCCGAUCGGAGUACACACACAGAGGAUCACACAGGAUCACCCAUAUCCAACAGCGAACCACGAAUGUGGCCACAUGGGGACACAUGGUGGACAAAAUUGGAAACUUGUGACGAAUCAAGACCGGCUGAUUUAUCAAAGUCCGGACAAUGUGCCGAGUCAUCGGAGCUACUGUCUGGUGAGACGCAUUCAGACGGCGAAAUGAACAUGAGCUCAGAGUCAAUGAAACGCAAACCGAGAGAAGAUAUCAAAAUUCAACCUUACGCUCUGCGAGGUUCUGUUGAGGUGUUCAAGUGUCCCCUGUGCUCAAAGUCUGAAAUAUUCAGCCGUGGACAGUUGACAAACCACUUGCAGGAGCAUCAAAGCAGUUUCAAACGAGAGGAUUAUAAACACGUGUGUUGCUUUUGUUUCAGCGAGCUCAGCUCGAAUAGUUCGCUCGAGCGACAUUUGCUGACACAUACCAAUCAUCGGCCGUUCAACUGUACAUUCUGCGACAAAGCUUUUACAACCAACGGUAAUCUUAGUCGUCACAUUCGUACGUCUCAUCAAGUCAAAUCAGUUAAUCUUAUCAAUCCGCUCGACUCGAAUAUAUCAAAUCAGACUAACUGGCACCCGGCAACCACAAACGAUGAGCAGCAGCUGGUGGAUUAUGCACAAAAAGAAUCUGCCAUUUUUCAUUCGGAACAGGGAUUUAAAAACUCCACUUUUGACGACAGCACAGAGUCCGGUGCCAACUCAAAUAUCGCUCAAAAUCUCGCUCUUAACCUAAAUAUAUCCGCUGCAACCCAGUCGAAAGACACCAGGAUCACAAGUGAUCAAACAACCUUAUGCAAUCUGUUUCCUAACGAAAAGUUUGGGUCCGUUGGAAAGGUAACACAAGAAAUGGAUCCGGUAACAGCCGAAAUAGGUUUCACUAGACCGGUGGGACCUAUCAGUCACAAGACAAUUACAGACGGACGAGUGUGUUCAUCUCCCACCAUCGCAAUUCUUGAUGACGAACAAACAAAAGUUGGCAUUUCUACUACAAGCCAUGAACGCUCCUUGGUUUCAUCUGAAAAGAACUGGCCUCCAGAAAACUUGCUUCACUGGGCUUCUAUCCGAUUGCAAAAUACAGCGUUACUGCAACUUAUUUCUGGACAUGCUUCACAUUCGCAUACCUCACCAUCUGAGCAACUAUCAGCCUCACCCUCGAUUCCAUUUCCAGUGGUAGCUGCAGAUGUGGCAGCACUACCACUCAAUACAGGUCUGCUGACUGCUUUGUGGCCCCAGAUGGUCAAUGCGAUCCCAUUUUCAGGUACUGCUGUGACCAGUGGCACAUCAGUAGUUUUAACCCCUAAUCAUAUUCUGAGCGUGACUCCAACACCAAUGAGCACAGCGGAUGAACGACCAGUUCCGCGUCUUCUUCCACCGAUCUAUGGACGUCCAUGGACCGGUCUAUGGAUUCCGAAAGAUCCAGGAUCACUGGAGUUGACUGUGAAUCGGGUCGCCCACUCUCUAUCCCGCAAAGUGCAGAAAAUUCACGUACAACAUCGAGGUCAGGGAACGCGGAUGUCGAACCGGUUUGUGAAGCGACUCAAGCGUCAAAGCGGUCCACCGAUUGCAUUGCUCGUGAAAAGCGAAGAUAUACAUCCGACCGGAGUAAAUCACAUUCUAUCUCCUGAACCGUUAAAUAACCCAAAAGAUGUGGAGAUUUUGGAUCUAUCCAUACCGAAAAGAAAAAGGAGUAACUUACCAAACUGUCGACAAACGAGCGAUCAGUCGGUGGCAUCCGACACGAUUUCCGCCAUCCCACUUACGCCCAUUAUGAAUCAGAACGACAAUGCUCCGCACCAGAACGAAUCUUUUGAAUGUAAAGCCAACAAAAGUUUACUUGGACUGACAAACGACAAGUGUCCCAAGGAUACUGUGUAUGUUGCAUCUCCUGUGCGAGCGGAAUCCGGAAUUGUGGCAUCAUUUCCUUCAGUGAAACCGAUGCGUCCACUUAGCGUAGAUAUGCUAUCGUUUGCCGUGGUGGCACCAUCAGCAUCACCCAAUGCGGAUCCAAUACUCCAUUCCCCUGUGGUUACUAGCCCGAUCCCGGUGUCCAACGCAACUCGUGCGUUACCUAUUCCUCUGUUACCUGGAUUACGUUUUCCCUAUGUGCAUAAAAAGAACUCCUACAAAGAUGCACCAAAACUGAUUACUUGUCCAAUCCCUGGAUGUAGUCAGAAGUUUCCGUGGAACAGUUCCUUGAAGCGACACAUUCUCACACAUACACCCCACAAACCGUUUGCGUGUACCCGUUGUACCAAAUCGUUCUCCACCAAAUCUAAUCGGGAACGUCACAUGGAACGUGUACAUCAAGUAAGCUUGAAGCGUCAACGUCAACGGGUCCAGUGUGCACAGGGUCCCGAUGGACAACGAAUCGAUUCAAUUGGGGACACACGAUCGUUUAACAGUGCAUGUGCUUCAGAAACAGCAUCGAAUCUGCCUGAAGGAAGCGAGGAGCUGCGUGAGGAUGAAAUCAUUUCAAUGAGCUCGAACGAGAAACAGGCAGAAGACAUUAGUAAUACCCUAUUGACACGUGCCGGAGAUCCAGUCGUGGAACCGAAUCCCGAACGUCUCUAUAGUGCUGCCCUUCUGGCAGCCACUGCAGCGGCAGCAGCAGCGGCGGCAGUGAAUCCGGGCUCCAAUGCAGCUCCUCCGUCACAUCCUUACUUAUCGGUUCCGCGUGAGUAUAUGUUACGACAUACACAGUGGUCUAGGGGAAUGCGCAGGAAUCGACGAUCUCAACGUACUCAAGUGGCUGAUUUGGACUGGAUCAAACCGGAAGGAGAUAUUGUUGGAUCAAAAUCCACUGAAGAUAGUUCGGAGAAAGCCAUAGACCUGAGCCUCCAAUCUACGACGUCAAACAACGUGACCAUUUUGAGAUGUUCGAUCUGUUUGGCCACAGUGACCACCAAAUCGUUUCGACGGCAUUUAACUCACCACCAAAUGGAAAAUGUAAUAUUUCGAUGCCAUUUAUGUCAGAUGUCCUUUAACGAUCGAGUGGUUACGCUGAAACACUGGUCAGUUCGGCAUUCAGAAGAAUGGACCAAAUUCCUCGGCAAACUCGGCUCCAGUGGCUGCCCGAUCGAUUCCCUGACUUCAUUAAUCGAGAAUGUUCCCUAUCCGAAGGAUGAAAUGGAGACAACUAUAAAUGGUGACAAUGCCAAAAGCGGUGUAACAGACAUACGUCACGUCAGUUGUUGCAUUUGUUUGCAUCGAUUCGGUAGCCAACAAGAUUUACAACGUCACAUGCGUUCUCACACAGGAGAAAGACCAUUUGUGUGUCCAGAUUGUGGCAAAGAAUUUUCCCUGAAACACAGCAUGCAUAGACACUAUCGAGUGCAUUUGAAACAGGGCACGAUCGGCUCGACCGUGUCACCAAAUUAUCCAUCAAAUGUGAUUUCCGAAUUUCAUACUCUCAGGUAG
Molecule: messenger RNA, 3948 nt
Organism: Echinostoma caproni
Lineage: Eukaryota; Metazoa; Platyhelminthes; Trematoda; Plagiorchiida; Echinostomatidae
Source: the annotation of a GenBank genome assembly